AUAAAGUGCCCAGAGACAAAUGUUCAAUCUCCAAGUAUCCAAUAUAAUGGACAACUUGGAAGAGGUUACAGAGCCAGUGAGUCCUAGUGGACGAUACUUCAACUCCUCCAUCAUAUGUGCGUAUGUUUUCGGGUUUUUAGAAUCAGAAGUUCCAAUCAAUGACUCUCAAACUAUGUAUUUACUCAAACAUGUCUUUCUACCUAUCAAUCCACGCUUCUCCUCCAUAAUGGUGAGAGACAAACAUGGCAAAAUGAUGUGGAAAAAAGUAGAAGUGAGGCCUGAAGACCAUAUAAAAUUUCCCAUAUUCCCCAAAAACGAGUCAUCAGAAUUUUAUGACCAAUAUUUUGAUGAAUAUGUAUCAAAGAUAAUGAUGGAAAGGACACCGCAAGAAAAACCACUUUGGGAAAUCCAUAUGAUCAAAUACCCAACAAGCAAUGCUGCUGGCACCUUAAUAUUCAAACUUCACCAUGCACUUGGAGAUGGUUACUCUCUCAUGGGUGCCCUUCUUUCUUGUCUUCAGAGAGCUGAUGACCCUUCUCUUCCUCUUUCCUUCCCUUCACGUAAAUCAUCAGAGUCACCACCACCUUACGAGAAAGGCUUCUUCAAGUGGUUCCCUUCAACCAUUUUCUCCUUUUUCAAAUCUAUCUCAGAUUUUGGAUGGAGCAUAGCAAAGAGUUCAAUGAUUGAAGAUGACAAGACACCCAUAAGGAAUGGUGAUGAAGGUGUUGAGUUUCAGCCUUCUGUCUUAUCAAACAUAUCAUUCUCUCUGGAUCACAUAAAACAAAUCAAGUCCAAGCUUGGAGUGACAAUAAACGAUGUGAUUACCGGUGUAAUUUUCUAUGGGAUUCGGCUAUACAUGCAAGAGAUUGACAAUAAGGCAAGAAAAGCAAAUUCCACAGGAUUGGUGAUGCUUAGUACUAGGAACAUUGGAAGUUACCAAUCAGUCCAAGAUAUGACAAAGGCUGAUUCCAAAUCUCCCUGGGGGAAUCAUAUUUCUUUCUUACAUGUAUCAAUACCAAAGCUAAGCCAAGCCAGCCUAUCCAACCCUCUUGAAUUUGUUUGGAAAGCCCAAAAAAUAAUCAAGAGGAAGAGAAAUUCUUUUACAGUUUUUCUUAUAGAAUGGCUUUUAGAUAUGGAGCUGAAAUUAAGAGGACCCGAGGCAGUUGCUAAACAUAUGUAUGGUACACUGAGAAACUCAAGUGUUGUGAUGUCCAACUUGAUUGGGCCAGUGGAACCUAUGGCUUUGGCAAAUCAUCCUGUGAAAGGCUUGUACUUUACAAUGACGGGAGGACCUGAGUCUAUAAAUAUUGCAGUUAUGAGCUAUACAAGAGUAUUAAGAGUUACCUUGAAAACACAGAAAGGCUUUAUUGAUGAGCAGAAGUUCAAAUUCUGCAUGGUGAAAGCCUUUGAGGACAUAUCCAAAGCAGCAACGGAGGUACCCAACAAAAGCAAGGGUUAAACUAUCUACUUAAUUUUUUAUUCAUGAGUUAUAACUCUACACUUUUCUUAUAUACACCUUACUUUAUACUAAUUAAAUUCACUAAUAAAGUGAAUCUAUCAGAAAAGGGAGGCCUAUGCAUAUAUCUAAAAAGAAAAAUGUUAGCCCGCAUUCGAUUAAAUUCAGUUUGACCACUCUCUGGCUUUAGUUAAAAUUAGUGUCCCAUGUGAUAUUGAUUCAUGUACCCAAAGCCCAUUUGCAAUUAGUUUUGUAAGUACAAACUCCGUUG
This is a messenger RNA of Gastrolobium bilobum, 1727 nucleotides long. Its product is annotated as wax ester synthase/diacylglycerol acyltransferase 11-like. NCBI's taxonomy places the organism in Eukaryota, Viridiplantae, Streptophyta, Magnoliopsida, Fabales, Fabaceae. Gene Ontology annotation, molecular function: long-chain-alcohol O-fatty-acyltransferase activity; diacylglycerol O-acyltransferase activity. Gene Ontology annotation, biological process: triglyceride biosynthetic process. The transcript has 5 exons. Bases 20 to 1459 code for a protein of 479 amino acids. Gene Ontology annotation, cellular component: plasma membrane. The record is from RefSeq and is a predicted model, not a curated record.